Megalobrama amblycephala (Wuchang bream) is the source of this 2680-nucleotide messenger RNA. Its product is annotated as cytospin-A. Gene Ontology annotation, molecular function: protein binding. NCBI's taxonomy places the organism in Eukaryota, Metazoa, Chordata, Actinopteri, Cypriniformes, Xenocyprididae. The coding region runs from base 968 to 1990 and encodes 340 amino acids. The record is from RefSeq and is a predicted model, not a curated record. The transcript has 13 exons.
GUGUUGCUCAGUGCUCAAGGUAAGCCUUUAAAUUAGGAUCAGGUCAGAGGUUAUGGUCAACUGACAGGCUGCAUAUUCGUUAAGCUCUAUAAAUCACAACUCGGACUGAACAUAAACCCUUAAUAAUGCUGAUGUUAAUGAGGGGAAUGUUCUCGCACGUGACUCCUGAGAAGUAACUCAGUCACCUGAAGGGUGUUUACACAGGAUGUUAUUUGUGAUGUGUCGCUCCUUCAAAAGCUCAGGACAGUAAAUCAUAAUGCUUUAGAUGUAGUUAGCGCUGUUUUCAGUAGUAGGCUACCGCUCAGUCCUCAUGAGGGGGCAAAAGGACAGUUUUUAACCGGGAUUCAUAGUCACAUCCUGCAGUGUGCUCAUGAUCUGCUCUCGUCCGUGAAGAGGUGCGACUUCAGCAGCGACAACAUGUGAAACUUCCAAGUCAGUCUUGGUGAACACGAGAUCUUCAAUAAGAAUCCUUCAUUGUUCACCUCAGAUUGAAUGCCUAUAAAAGAGUGAAAUAAGCUGUUGGUAACAUGGGGAAUAACUCUGGAAAAGAACGACAUGGAUCUUCAGGCGCUGCUGUGGACACAUAUGAAACACCUCCCACCUCACCAUAUAGUCUUGUUUCUACUUUGUCACCAACCACUCAGCUGGUGUCCAUUUCCAACUGCACAGCACAGCCACCCCUGAAACAGCUCAAGAUGCUCUCAGUCCACCACGCAUCUCCACCAAUCAGAAUGAUUCGCUGUUGGACAUCAGGACAGGGCCUGCAAAAGAUGCUGAGGAGGAACAUGAGAUAACACAAGCACCUAGUCUGGCGUCUCAUCCGUCAGGCGUGUGUGUCAAUGGAGACACAGAAGUGGACGCAGAACUCCUCCAGGAGUGUUUGAACACACUGCAGCUCAACAACUCUGAAGAAUCUACACACAUACUGAAUGAUCUGUUACAAUGUUUUCUGGUGGAGAGGGAGAAGAUGAAGGAGGAAUUGAGAAGUUGUAAGGAAAAGAUUCAGGCAGAACGUGAGGAGUGGCAGCAAUUCCAGGCUGACCUGAAGGUGGCGCUAGUGGUUUCAGACAGACUGAGGGCAGAAUCUGAGGAAGAGCUAAGUUCUUUAAGAGCAGCAAUGCAGGACAUGGGCACACAGCUAGCCGAUGCCUUACAGGGUCGUCGGGAGGUCGAAGGUCAACUGGAGAGCCUCAGAGUUGAACUGGAGCAGAGCAAGCAGAAAUUGAAGCAGGUCACAGGCAACCACCAGGCGAUGCCGGCACUGAAGGGCCUAGAGAAACAAGUGGAGGGUUAUAAGAAGAGCACUGGACCCGAAGAGCAUCUGUGGACAGAUGAGAUAAAGGGAAAAAGAGAAAUACACAUCUCUGGUACUACAGAGAGGUCAAGAAGUCUGUGCAGACUGCCCUCCAAUUACCCUGAUGUCGUUGUAAAUGGUACUUCCCAACCCUCCGUUACUAUGACAACAGAAUCUACUCCUCAGAGCAAGACUCAAGCAGUAAGUUUAGAGCAGCAGAACAACAGGACCAGCUCCAUUAAAGAUAAGAAAGUGGAGAAUUCAAACCCACAAACAUGCAGCUCAUCGGGUUUAGAUGUGACAAAUAAGAUCAACAGGACAAGGACACAGGAGGAUUUCCCAUCAGGACUCAGGUCGCUGAGGCUUCAUGGAAGUUCCAGGCGGAACUCCCUGCUUCGCUGGUGUCAAGGCAGAACUCAGGGAUACAAGAAUAUUGAGAUCACUAAUUUCAGCAGUUGCUGGGUGGACGGUUUGGCCUUUUGUGCGAUUUAUCACAGUUACCUCCCCUCUCACAUACCAUUUGACAAACUCAGUCCAGAGAACAAGAAAGAGAACCUCACUCUAGCAUUCCAGACUGGAGAAGGUUUUGGAAUCUCUGCAUCACUGACGGUGGAGGAGAUGCUAAAAGAUGAUGCACCGGACUGGCACAGAGUUCUGGAAUACGUAGAGUGCAUCUACCGACAUUUUGAGAUGUGAGACUCUGGAUAUAUACAGUACACCUCCUGAUCAUUUGCACAGUGAUCACGAAUGCUUUCAGAAUUUCACCACAACAACAAUACGGCCUCGGAGGGGAGCACACAACUUUGAACAACAUUAAAGUGGACCUUAAAGUUCAUCUUUAGCUGCUGGUUUGUAUUUGAGACACUAGAUAAGAAAGUUUGGCUGGUUAGCAUGGCCUGCUAACUCUGCCAUGUAUUCUGACUUAUUGCAAGCAACAAAUGAAUUGCUUGUUUCAUCAUAUAAUACUGAAGUGCUCUUAAUGAACUUAAAGUCGCAUUAAACAGAGGUUGCAAUAGUCUUUUCUUCUCUAUUGUGAUGUAUUACAGUGAAACGUCUUCUCGAACAAGAAAAAAUGUAGGGCGGGACUUUUAUUUUGUUCAUUGGAAAAUUAUUGGAUCAUUGUGGUUUGCUAUCGCUGUAAUCUCAUGUGCCAGAAAACAUCAUCACAAAAAGAGAUGUCACUGCAAGUGUGAGGACUUGAGAGGAAGUCAUUGUGAUUAAAGAUUAUGAGGGCACAUGAAUUAGAAAAAAAAAUCUGAUGUGCACGGAUAAGUCAUUAUAAUAAAUACUGCAAUAUUCCAUGAAAAUACAAGAAUUGUCGAAUUUGAUUUCAUGGUGACUGUGUGCCUUCUUGUUGUGCCAUUUAAGUGUUAGUUCACCCAAAAA